UUUUCAAUUGUUCAAUUUGUGUUUACAGGGCGGCACGACAAGACGGGAUAGGAAACUCUCGUUUGGCUGAUUACAGGUUAACGUACUGAAAAACAGCCAAUCGGAGAGAGCUUCCUACACUGUCGUGUCGUGCCGUGCCGUCCCGGAAUCGGUAAGUGUGAAAACGUUUAUUGGCUGAUUAGGUUGACUUAUUGCGAAUCAACCGAUCAGAGAACAUCCUGUCCUAAAGUGUCGUGCCUUCCCGGAAUCGUUCAGGUGAAUACAGCCAACAUGAUAUCGCGCAAGCGCAGUGAUUCGGGCUCAAAGAGGCCUCUAAAAGAAAAAGUGGUUCAAAUAUAUGAAUCAUUCUUCAAGGGUGAAGAUCUCGCUGCCAGGAAUCCAAAUUUCUGGGAUGAGUUGUUUCUUCUCAAGCCCAAGCCACAACAGCUGGAGGCGGAAAUAAUGAAGCUGCAAGGCGAUCAAUUGUUGGCAAUUAAGGAUAACAUGAAUAUGCUGUUCUCGCAAUGCAUAGAAACCCUUGGUCACGAACAUACUAUCAGGGUUAUUUAUGCACUACAAACGUUGUGUGCCGUAGUCAGUAGUUUCUACAAGAAGGCACUGGGUGACUGUGGAUUCAACGUAAUCAACAUACUGGUGGGAUUUGACGAGGCAGAGGAGAGAAUGCGAACCCUGUUGUACCACUGCAAUAAUUUUCUGUCAGGUGAUAAUCCAGUGAGUUUGAAGUCACUGUGCCUAAAAUUGCUGCUACUGAUAGUAACCGGGACUGAGAAUGUUAGUCAGAAUACGCUUUUAGAAUACAUUAUGAUGAAUAGUAUCUUUGAAACGCUUAUACAGUUGCUAACGGACGGUGUCAGCCGCGCUAACCACGGCCACGAUGUGGUUCUACUGCUCACGCUUCUAGUCAAUUAUCGCAAGCAUGAGGCUGCCAAUCCCUACAUCGUCAAACUGUCAAUCCUCGACGAUCAACUGGCGCUAAACGGAUACGGACAGGUAAUAACUGCUUCGCUGGCCGAAUUCUGUCACCAGUUCACACUACAACAGACCGAGCCUCAGGCUGGUUCGUGGCUUUUCUCGUCCAUUUCAAAUAUAGUUGGCAGUAUGUUUGUGUCUGAGGAGAGUGGCAUUAGAACUCAACAGAUGAGGGCCAAGAACGGAGUGCUAGUUGCCCUGUACGAGGCCGUUCACCUGAAUCGCAACUUCGUUACCACCCUGGCCCAGGACCACCCCGCCUCCUCCGCCAACUCCUCCUCGCCCCCUGAUCCCCCCUCCGACCCAUCCACAACCCCCACCACCACCACCACUCCGCCGCCUCCUCCUCCUCCCUCUUUCAUCACGCUCACCAACGAACCGUCCAAUCUGCUAGUCACGUUCUUUCAGUACUGUUCGAUAGUGAUGCAAGACACCAAGUGCGAGGCGAGCAUGAACACGGUGAAGUUAUGCUUUGUGAUACUGCGCUGCAUCGCUGAAGACCAGUACGCCAACUCACUCAUGCAUGAUGUCAACCUCACCUUCCGCGUCGCCCUGCAUCACAUGCCUAUGCGCAUGCGUCCUCUGCCCGCCAAGGGAACCUCGGAUAAGCCCAGUCAGCCGCUCGCGUCUACGCUCAUUGAACUGCUAGUGGAGUUCAUAAUGUCGCAUAUGAUGCGCCGCCUGCCGCUGGAGCAGUACCUGCAGUGCGUCGGCUGUCUGCACCGUCUGCUCUGCUACCAGAAGCGCACACGCGUCCGUCUGCUCUACCCCUGGAAGGAGUUGUGGGCAGCUCUCAUCACCCUGCUCAAGUUCAUCCUUACCAACGAGGCCCAUCUCGUCAAGAAGAUGAAUAUUUUCAUGCUCAGUCUGCAGGUUGUGAACAUCUUCAAUCUUUUUAUAACGUACGGUGAUACAUUCCUACCAUCUCCUAGCAGUUACGAUGAACUCUACUAUGAAAUAAUAAGGAUGCACACAGUAUUCGAUAAUAUUUAUUCUGUAGCUUUUAGGUAUUCCACAAUAGAAGGGGAAUAUAAGGACACGGCACUGAGAUUAACGAAUAGUUUAAUCAAUGUCAGAGCGAUUAUCAGUCAUUUCACUCCUAAAAUAGAUGCUUGGCUAGCCAAUCAAGGGCUGUCAACGCCCUCUGAAAGUGAAAUUUUAGAAGUUGUGAGACAAAACUACGACAGUUUAACGCUGAAAUUGCAGGACAGCCUUGAUCAGUAUGAGCGCUACUCUGAAUAUCCACGGCAUGCCUCUUUCUUCACUGCCAUGGUUCGCAGUGUGGUGAAUGAUACGAGGCAAAGCAUAGAUUUCACAACGUUGGACCUUCAAUCUGUGUUACAAGAAUUCUCUAUAAUCACAUGAGAUUCGGAACAAGACCACUGUUUUUUCCUGAAUUUGUUUUUAUGAAGGGAAAUGGCAUUGUGUCUUAACUGUAAAGGUUUGGUUACCUCAUUUGUAAAUAUAUGUUGAAUACCAUAAGAUUCAAUCGAGUGAACACUUCAUUCCAAGUUUAAAUACAGGAUCUGAGUUUCAUUACUGGAGAGCUACUCCAAAUAAUAGAGUAACUGUAUUAUGAAAUAUAGUAUUUAACUAUUUCAUAUGAAAUAGUUCUUCUAUGCUGUGUCUUAACUGUAAAGGUUUGGUUACCUCAUUUGUAAAUAUAUGUUGAAUACUAUAAGAUUCAAUCGUGUGAACACUUUAUUCCAAGUUUAAAUACAGGAUUUAUAGUGAGUUUCAUUGCUGGAGAGCUACUCCAAAUAAUAGAGUAACUGUAUUAUGAAAUAUAGUACUUAACUAUUUCAUAUGAAAUAGUUAUUCUCUGCUAUAAAUUUAACAAAUUACCGUGGAUGAUAAAUUCUAACGAAAUACAUAAUUGUAUUAUUGUUAGCAUAAUAUAUAGAGUGAGUCAUAUGUAUGGGAACACCUCAAUAAGUUGGAGACUGCUGUAGAUGUAAUACUGUAACUUU
Nilaparvata lugens (brown planthopper) is the source of this 2939-nucleotide messenger RNA. Its product is annotated as armadillo-like helical domain-containing protein 3. The record is from RefSeq and is a predicted model, not a curated record. The transcript has 16 exons. Gene Ontology annotation, biological process: regulation of Golgi organization. NCBI's taxonomy places the organism in Eukaryota, Metazoa, Arthropoda, Insecta, Hemiptera, Delphacidae. Bases 271 to 2334 code for a protein of 687 amino acids. Gene Ontology annotation, cellular component: cytosol.